UGUCGUUGGCGGCAGCUGACUCUAAGGCACGAGCAUGUUGUUGCAGCGAGUUAUGUUCCUCCCACUGUUGUCUCCGUGGAGCAGGCAAACUACCAGAAAUGUGAUUGCUCGCUUCCCCGCUGUGCAGCUGGCACACUUCCGGAGCAACUCCAGUGUGGCCAAUGUGAAGGAGCGGACUCUCAUUGCCGUCAAACCAGACGGCGUCCAGCGUCGUCUGGUGGGGCAGAUCAUCCGGCGUUUUGAACGCAGGGGCUUCAAGCUGGUGGGCCUGAAAAUGCUGCAGGUGUCCGAGGAGCUGCUGUCUCAACACUACUGUCAGUUGACGCAGAAGCCUUUCUAUUCCAGUCUGGUGGACUACAUGACUUCUGGGCCUGUGGUUGCCAUGGUGUGGGAAGGGCACAAUGUGGUCCAGUCGUCACGAGUGAUGGUGGGACCCACCAACCCUGCUGCGGCCCCAGCAGGCACUGUUAGAGGAGAUUUCAGUCUUCACGUCAGCAGGAAUGUGGUCCAUGCCAGUGAUUCUCUGGAGGGAGCGCAAAGGGAGAUCGAGCUCUGGUUCCAGGGGAAGGAUCUUGUCAAGUGGGACUGCUGGGACCAGACGUUAACAUGCGAGAAGUAAAAAGAGUGACGCUAUCUCUGUCGCCGCUCGCUGCUUUAAAGGUCCUUAGAAAAAGAUGUACAGUAUUUACAUAAUAAAUUUACCUCAGGAAAUUUGUUGGUUCAAACAAACAAAAUAGUGGAGAUUUUUUUUUUCUCAUUUAAUUGCAUUUAGCUUUUGUCUUAUUGGAUGGAAAUCAGUUUGGAAUUUCAGAGGUCAGCAUGCAAGUACGGAACGGUGAACAUUUUAAAAUACAAGUAGUGAUGUAAAAUGACAUUUUAUAUUGUCAAUAAUUGCAAUUUAACUUGAUAAAUAUAAGUAUCUUAUAAUUACGUUUAAAAUCAGCCAUUUUCUUGUUUUCAUGCAUCCACUACAGUCAAUAUAGCAAUUAUAAUAUGA
Messenger RNA from Syngnathus acus (greater pipefish), 997 nucleotides. It is a transcript of the gene nme4, whose product is annotated as NME/NM23 nucleoside diphosphate kinase 4. Gene Ontology annotation, molecular function: nucleoside diphosphate kinase activity. NCBI's taxonomy places the organism in Eukaryota, Metazoa, Chordata, Actinopteri, Syngnathiformes, Syngnathidae. The record is from RefSeq and is a predicted model, not a curated record. Gene Ontology annotation, biological process: UTP biosynthetic process; CTP biosynthetic process; GTP biosynthetic process. The transcript has 5 exons. The coding region runs from base 35 to 619 and encodes 194 amino acids.